CAAUAAUGGGCUUUGGCUAACAAGCCACUUUAUUUUCUGAAUCUGAGGACUGAAGGCCGGGAAAGGGAUUUAGGUUCCUUGGCUGCAAAUAGGGAAGUAGAAGAUCUUGACAAACGUGUAUAAUAAUACAACGUGCUUUUAAGACUAUAUUUGAUUGAGGAUUGUGAUUCUUCAUCGUGUGUGAGGCGUGAUUCUUUGUCGUACAUGAGUGAGUCGUGGUCAAAGGGAGAGAUGGAAGAUCGCAACAGGUGAGGUUUUUGAACAAUUGACUUGAUCGUUUGUUGUGAUAAUUGUUUCGUUUCCCAUUUGCAGGGUCAUUAAAGAUGCCAUCAAACAAUCCCUACAACUUGGGCAACACAGUGUCUCGAAAGCUGAACUCAAUAAUGAAAAUGUGGAGAUCAAAUUGUACUCUGUAGUCUGUACUAUUUCAUUGCCACUCCCACGUCAUUAUCAGAUUCCAUCUAUAGAACUGCCAAAAAAAAAAAAUCAUGUGAAUUGAUUAGACAAGCCCACAAUAUAACGCUUCUCCUCUCCUACUAGUUGUUUCUCUUUGUCUGCAAAAUUCAUACACAGAUGGUUUCCAGGGAAAGAUAAUAAGAUCAAGAGAGAAGCUUCAAAGAUACGAGAAGUAGAACCCAUCGUGAUGUCUCUUGGGAGUGUUAUCCACGUUAGCAAAAAAAUGUAAAGCAUGAAACAGAGUGUGGUUCACAUCUGUUUUUCCUGUUCUGCUUUGGACUUGAAGGAUUAUAAUAAAUGAAUAAUCAAUAAUAAAUAAUAACUUUUGGGAUAUUUGUUUAGUGGCUUUCAAAGUGGAAGAAGUCUAGGGAGGGAGCGGUUGAGAAGUGAGGGAACGGUACAGUGGGAAAAUACUCUGGAAGCCACGUUUCCUGUAAUUGACGCUGCUGACAAAGUCCAAAAACGAUUUUUAGUAAAGAAUACAACACAGGGAAGAAUAAGGCAUAUUUUCUUGGUUUGAUUGAGAUCCAGAAGAGAAGAAUCUCUUAGAUUAGAUAUCUCAUAUAAAGGGAAUGGAAGGAUUGGAUGGGUUGAUAGAGAGGCUUUUGGAAGCGAGGAAAAACAGAGGCAAGAGGAUUCAGUUAAUUGAGUCUGAAAUUCGCAACCUUUGUGUCACUGCCAAAGAAAUCUUCCUCAACCAACCUAACCUUCUUGAGUUGGAAGCUCCCAUCAAUGUUUGUGGGGACAUACACGGGCAAUAUCCAGACCUGUUGCGAUUGUUCGAGUACGGAGGUUUUCCGCCGCAAUCGAACUACCUGUUCCUCGGAGACUACGUGGACAGAGGAAAACAGAGUAUUGAAACCAUAUGUCUUCUUCUCGCCUACAAGAUCAAAUUCCCAGAAAACUUCUUCCUCCUCCGAGGAAAUCACGAAUGUGCCUCCAUCAACAGAAUCUACGGAUUCUACGACGAGUGCAAGAGGAGGUUCAGCGUUCGACUCUGGAAGAUCUUCACCGAUUGUUUCAAUUGCCUUCCAGUCGCGGCGGUGAUCGACGACAAGAUCCUGUGUAUGCAUGGCGGUCUGUCGCCGGACAUGGAGAACAUGAAUCAGAUUAAGGAAAUAGAGAGGCCAGUGGAUGUGCCGGAUCAGGGAUUGUUGUGCGAUCUCCUUUGGGCGGAUCCAGACAGAGACAUCAAAGGUUGGGGGGAGAAUGACAGAGGAGUGUCGUUCACUUUCGGAGCUGAUAAGGUUGCGGAGUUCUUGAAGAAGAAUGAUCUGGAUCUCAUAUGUCGGGCCCACCAGGUGGUGGAGGAUGGGUAUGAAUUCUUUGCAGAGAGACAACUAGUGACCAUAUUCUCAGCACCAAACUACUGUGGAGAAUUCAACAAUGCAGGAGCUCUCAUGUGUGUUGAUGAGACAUUACUCUGUUCCUUUCAGAUUCUCAAACCUUGGAGAGGAAAAGCCCCACCACUUGAAUAACCUUUGUCAUUAGUUUCUUCUUUUUCUUUUUCUUAUCUUCAAAACCACUCACAUCUCACUGCACUUCACUUUCUCUCCCACCUCUUUGAUGCAUAAAUAAUUAAACCCAGGUGGGGUUUGAUGUAAAGUUCCUCCAAAUCCACAAGUUUAUUUAUUAAUUAUUAUGUUGUUUUCAAUUAAUUAAUUAGGGUUUUUGCUAAUUGCAAGCUUGGUGACUCCACGUAGUGUGCAUUGGAAUAGAUCCAGAGAAAAAACAAUAGUGGGCAUGAAGGAUAGAUGUAGAUUUUCUUUUAUUUAUAUUUAUAUAGUCAUACUCGUUUAUAUGAUCACUUGUUUUUUUUUUUGGCCAAUAUAUGUUCACUUGUUCAUUCUUCAUGAAUGUAUGAAUGUAGAGAAUUUCAUUUGAUUUGGUAGUCAGUAAUGUACAAGUUUAUUCAUUGUGAUGUUCCCAAAA
Prosopis cineraria is the source of this 2388-nucleotide messenger RNA. RefSeq names its product serine/threonine-protein phosphatase PP1-like. Gene Ontology annotation, molecular function: protein serine/threonine phosphatase activity. The transcript has 4 exons. Gene Ontology annotation, cellular component: cytoplasm; nucleus. Bases 1029 to 1934 code for a protein of 301 amino acids. The record is from RefSeq and is a predicted model, not a curated record. NCBI's taxonomy places the organism in Eukaryota, Viridiplantae, Streptophyta, Magnoliopsida, Fabales, Fabaceae.